Molecule: messenger RNA, 1240 nt
Organism: Cephus cinctus (wheat stem sawfly)
Lineage: Eukaryota; Metazoa; Arthropoda; Insecta; Hymenoptera; Cephidae
Gene: Mat1
Product: CDK-activating kinase assembly factor MAT1
Exons: 3
Coding region: 173-1138 (321 amino acids)
Biological process (GO): regulation of transcription by RNA polymerase II; nucleotide-excision repair; positive regulation of cyclin-dependent protein serine/threonine kinase activity
Cellular component (GO): transcription factor TFIIH holo complex
Molecular function (GO): cyclin-dependent protein serine/threonine kinase activator activity
Source: RefSeq, a predicted model, not a curated record
AUGUGCCGAUCUGUGUCAAUUGCGUAGGAUAUCUUACAAUACAGUUUGUAUUGUGAUACAGUUCGUAUAUAAAUGGUUUAGGUAUUUAUAUUGACAUAGUUCAUAUUAGUAAGAAUAAAUGAUAGAUUUCAAAUAAAUUUCCGGCUGAGAAUGAUAUUUUAAAUAUAAGGAGAUGGAAGAACAAGCGUGUCCACGUUGCAAGACAACGAAAUAUCGAAAUCCAUCCCUUAAGUUGAUGGUCAAUGUUUGUGGUCAUACUUUGUGCGAAAGCUGUGUUGAUCUCCUAUUCCUCAAGGGUUCUGGAGCGUGUCCAGAAUGUCAGAUACCUUUAAGGCGCACAAACUUUCGUGUGCAGAUGUUUGAAGAUGCAAUGGUAGAAAAAGAAGUGGAUAUACGUAAGAGAAUAUUACGAGACUUUAACAAGAAGGAGGAGGAUUUUGAUACACUACGGGAAUAUAAUGAUUAUAUAGAAGAUAUUGAAACCAUUAUAUACAACCUGGCAAAUAAUAUAGAUGUAAUGGAAACAAACAGAAAGAUUGAGCAGUACAAGAAGGACAAUCGGGAACAGAUAAUGAAGAAUAAAUCGAAAUUAGGGCGUAAGGAGUAUGAGCUGGAAGAAUUGUUAGAGCUAGAAAGACAACAAGACGAGGAACGUAAGCAAGAACUAAUUCGUCAGGAGCUAGAAAAUAAAAAGAAGAAGAUCCGCGAAAAGGAAGCUCUUAUAGACGAAUUAAUGUUCUCUGAAGGAAAUGCCAAGAACAUAGUAGAGACAUUUGCUUCAGCGAUCCAGGCUAGUAGAGAGGAGGAAAAAUAUACACCAGUUACAAAGGCAACGCAGUUCAGUACAGGAAUCAAAUUUGGCAAGCAGACCAACCAGGGCUUUCUUCCAAUUCCAAAAGCGGAAGAGGGUCCAAGUUACAGCUAUACACCAAUCCGACAACAAAUCGAAGGACCAUCGCCACCGGGAUGGCGAGAAUUACAAACGCGAGGAUACGUAUCACACGUACGCGCCGAGACUCAAAGUGACAGAGCCGGUGGCUUUCGGGCAAAUAUUGCAUGUCUUCGUGCUCUCCAGGAAGCCAUGGCCAGUUUAUAUCACAAUCCCUCACAGCGUUCAUUAGAACCAAUGUCUAUAUGACCAUGCGAGUGCUUACAGAACUAAAAAGAAUCGAAUAAAGCAAUCUUAAGCUUUAAUCAGGGUUGUAUUAGUAUUCAAUAUAAUCUUCUACAUAACAGUCUA